CUGCGUCCCUGCGCGCUCGGCGCUUCAGAGGAGGAGCUAGGCUCCCUUUUGGACAUGCGCACUUGGAGCUUGCGAGCUCACGCGCGACCCAUUGCGCAUGUGCGUUGCUAAGGGUAGCAAAGGUAGCCGAAGUGGUUUGUGGAGAGAAGCCUGUUGCUGCCGAGGCUGGGAGGAGGGGCCCGAGGCGUGUGGGAAACGGCGAUGAGGGCCGUGUUGACGUGGAGAGACAAAGCGGAGCAGUGUAUCUACGACCUUGCAUUUAAACCUGAUGGAACUCAACUGAUUCUGGCUGCAGGAAACAGAUUGCUGGUUUAUGACACCUCUGAUGGCACCUUACUUCAGCCCCUGAAGGGACACAAAGACACUGUGUACUGUGUGGCGUAUGCAAAGGAUGGCAAGCGCUUUGCUUCUGGAUCUGCUGACAAGAGCAUCAUUAUCUGGACCUCAAAACUGGAAGGCAUUCUGAAGUACACGCACAAUGACUCUAUACAGUGUGUCUCCUACAAUCCUGUUACCCACCAGCUGGCAUCUUGUUCCUCCAGUGACUUUGGGCUGUGGUCUCCUGAGCAGAAGUCUGUCUCCAAGCACAAAUCCAACAGCAAGAUCACCUGCUGCAGCUGGACAAAUGAUGGUCAGUACCUGGCUCUGGGGAUGUCCAAUGGUAUCAUCAGCAUCCGGAACAAAAAUGGCGAAGAGAAAGUGAAGAUCGAGCGCCCUGGGGGCUCCCUCUCCCCAAUAUGGUCCAUCUGCUGGAACCCUUCAAGCCGAUGGGAGAAUAUCUGGAUGAGCAGAGAGAACGAGGAUGCUGAGGAUGUCAUUGUCAACAGAUAUUUUCAGGAAAUCCCUUCCAUUCUGAAGUCAACAGUGUACAGUAGUCAGGGUAGUGAGGCAGAGGAGGAAGAGCAAGAGGAAGAGGACGACAGUCCCAGGGACGGCAACUCAGAGGAACAUAAUGACAUCCUGGCUGUAGCUGACUGGGGACAGAAACUUUCCUUCUACCAGCUGAGUGGGAAACAGAUCGGGAAGGAUCGGCCACUGAACUUUGACCCCUGUUGCAUCAGCUACUUCACUAAAGGAGAGUACAUUUUGGUAGGGGGUUCAGACAAGCAGGUAUCUCUUUUCACCAAGGAUGGAGUGCGGCUGGGGACCGUUGGGGAGCAGAACUCCUGGGUGUGGACCUGUAGAGUGAAACCUGACUCCAAUUACGUGGUGGUAGGCUGCCAGGAUGGCACCAUUUCCUUCUACCAGCUUAUCUUUAGCACAGUUCACGGACUUUACAAGGAUCGGUAUGCCUACAGGGACAGCAUGACAGAUGUCAUUGUGCAACACCUGAUCACAGAGCAGAAAGUUCGGAUUAAAUGCAGAGAGCUUGUCAAGAAAAUUGCCAUCUACAAGAAUCGAUUAGCUAUCCAGCUGCCAGAGAAGAUCCUCAUCUAUGAGUUGUACUCUGAUGACUCGGCAGACAUGCACUACCGGGUAAAGGAGAAAAUUGUCAAGAAGUUUGAGUGCAACCUGCUGGUGGUGUGUGCUGACCACAUCAUCCUGUGCCAGGAGAAACGGCUACAGUGCCUGUCCUUCAGUGGAGUGAGGGAAAGGGAAUGGCAGAUGGAAUCUCUCAUUCGCUACAUCAAGGUGAUUGGUGGCCCCGCUGGAAGAGAAGGUCUGUUGGUAGGCCUGAAGAACGGCCAGAUUCUGAAGAUCUUUGUGGACAAUCUCUUUGCUAUUGUCCUGCUGAAGCAGGCCACAGCCGUGCGCUGCUUGGACAUGAGUGCCUCCCGGAACAAGCUGGCUGUGGUGGAUGAAAAUGACACGUGCCUGGUGUAUGACAUCCACACAAAGGAGCUGCUUUUCCAGGAACCAAAUGCCAACAGUGUGGCCUGGAACACCCAGUGUGAGGACAUGCUUUGCUUCUCCGGAGGAGGUUACCUCAACAUCAAGGCCAGCACCUUCCCAGUGCACCAGCAGAAGCUGCAGGGCUUCGUCGUCGGCUACAAUGGCUCCAAGAUCUUCUGCCUUCAUGUCUUCUCUAUGUCUGCUGUGGAGGUGCCACAGUCAGCUCCGAUGUACCAGUACCUUGAUAGGAAAAUGUUCAAAGAAGCAUACCAGAUCGCUUGCUUGGGAGUGACAGACACUGAUUGGCGUGAACUUGCCAUGGAAGCUCUAGAAGGACUAGAGUUUGAGACUGCAAAGAAGGCCUUCACCAGAGUCCAAGAUCUUCGAUACCUAGAACUGAUCAGCACUAUUGAGGAGAGGAAGAAGAGGGGAGAGAGCAACAAUGACCUGUUUCUGGCAGACGUGUUUUCAUACCAGGGGAAGUUCCAUGAAGCCGCCAAACUGUACAAGAGGAGUGGGCAUGAAAACCUCGCCCUCAACAUGUAUACUGACCUCUGCAUGUUUGAGUAUGCCAAGGAUUUCCUUGGAUCUGGAGACCCUAAAGAAACAAAGAUGCUCAUCACCAAGCAGGCCGACUGGGCCAGAAACAUCAAUGAGCCCAAAGCCGCGGUGGAGAUGUACAUCUCGGCAGGGGAGCAUGCCAAGGCCAUAGAGAUCAGCGGCAGCCAUGGCUGGGUUGACAUGUUGAUAGAUAUUGCUCGAAAGUUGGACAAGGCUGAGCGGGAGCCCCUGCUCAUGUGUGCUCGCUACUUUAAGAAGCUGGAUAGUCCUGGCUACGCUGCUGAGACCUACCUGAAGAUUGGGGACCUGAAGUCUCUGGUGCAGCUGUAUGUGGACACCAAGCGCUGGGAUGAGGCCUUUGCUUUAGGUGAGAAGCACCCUGAGUUCAAGGAUGACAUCUACGUGCCCUAUGCGCAGUGGCUAGCAGAGAAUGACCGCUUUGAGGAAGCCCAGAAAGCCUUCCACAAGGCCGGGAGGCAGGGAGAAGCAGUGCGGGUGCUGGAGCAGCUCACCCACAACGCUGUGGUGGAGAGCAGAUUCAACGAUGCUGCCUAUUAUUACUGGAUGCUGUCCAUGCAGUGCCUCGACAUGGCUCAAGUAGAUCCCGCCCAGAAGGAUGUGAUGCUUGACAAGUUUCACCAUUUCCAGCACCUGGCUGAGCUGUACCAUGGCUACCAAACCAUUCACCGAUACACGGAGGAGCCAUUCAGCUUUGAUCUCCCCGAAACCCUCUUCAACAUCUCCAAGUUCUUGCUGCACAGCCUGACCAAGGCCACCCCCUUGGGCAUCUCCAAAGUGAAUACACUCUUCACAUUGGCCAAGCAGAGCAAGGCUCUGGGUGCUUACAAGCUGGCCCGGCAUGCCUAUGACAAGCUGCGGGGGCUGCAGAUCCCUGCCAGGAUCCAGAAGUCCAUUGAGCUGGGCACCCUGACCAUCCGCUCCAAGCCCUUCCAUGACAGUGAGGAGCUGGUUCCCUUGUGCUACCGCUGUUCUACCAACAACCCACUGUUGAACAACCUUGGCAAUGUCUGCAUCAACUGCCGCCAGCCCUUCAUCUUCUCCGCCUCUUCCUACGAGGUGCUGCACCUGGUGGAAUUCUACCUGGAAGAGGGCAUCACUGACGAAGAAGCUGUUGCCCUCAUUGAUCUGGAGGCACCAAGACACAAGAGGGAGGGCAAAUGGCAGGAGACCUCAAGCAACAAUUCCCAGACAUUGAGGCUGGAUGAGACCAUGGACUCCAUAGGAGAAGACGACCCAUUUACAGCCAAGUUGAGCUUUGAGCAAGGUGGCUCCGAGUUUGUGCCUGUGGUGGUGAGCCGGUCAGUCCUACGCUCCAUGAGCCGAAGGGAUGUUCUCAUCAAGCGCUGGCCCCCACCGCUGCAAUGGCAGUAUUUCCGCUCACUGUUGCCUGAUGCCUCCAUCACCAUGUGCCCCUCCUGCUUCCAGGUACCCAGCCCACAGCUGGCCCCUCCUGCUCCUCCAUUCUCCGUAUCUCCCUUGGGAAGCUGUGGGGAUGGGGGAGAUCAUGAGCUGUCCGGAGACUGCCCCUCUCACUGCCCAGCAGGUUCCUGCUCUGCACACCCCUGAAUGAGGGAUGUGGGACCUGUGACCCUCAUUCUGACAAAGAGUUCCCAGUCCUCAGGUCAACACACUGCAGGUCUGUAGCUGCUACUGCAGCUCACUGCUUAGCUGCUUCCCCUCAGGGCAGCACUCCUAGCCCAGGCUCAGGGCUUGAGGGGCACCUGACUCUACCUCCCUGUGUCCUGGGCUGUGUCUCCUCAGAUGUUCCAUUCGGAGGACUAUGAGCUGCUGGUGCUCCAGCAUGCCUGUUGCCCUUACUGCCGACGGCGCAUCGACGACACUGGCCCGUGAGCAGUGAUGGCCUCUGGGGCCUCCUGCUCCCAUGGUCUCCUUGCUGUUCCCAGACUGUUGGAGAGAAAGAAUUAAACCCUCAGAACACGUCUCCUGCCCAGAUGAAGUUUGUAUGUUGGGGAGGGGCCUUGCCUGUGUAACCACAGAGUUCCUAUUUAUGGCAUUUCAUUCCUUGUAAAUAGCAUCAGGAGAUGGGGAAGAGAAUGCACAUAUAUUUUUCUAAGAAAAAAAAAUGUGUUACUUUUAGAAGGGCUCAUGUGUUCAUAGCAGCCUGCUGUAGUCCAUAGAUCCGUCAGACCGUUACCGUGCACACUUUGCCAACAGAUUGCCUCAAUAACGACAAAUAAAAGGGCUACUCGUUUUCA
This is a messenger RNA of Rattus norvegicus (Norway rat), 4631 nucleotides long. Lineage: Eukaryota; Metazoa; Chordata; Mammalia; Rodentia; Muridae. The record is from RefSeq and is a predicted model, not a curated record.